UAAACCACAGGAGCAUGCGCAUUGCAAUUAACUACAGGUAGAUGAGCCAUCUGCUGUCCUCUGCUUUAGUCAAAUAUCGUCAAGCAAAUGCUUCAUUAACUCCCAGUGUGGGUUGCCAGUACAAAGAGAUCACCGUUUACCAGAUCGGGCUACAUGAUGGCUUUUCACCCAGUAGGAGUACCACCAGGUUUAGAAUAUCUUACUCAAAUUGACCAGCUCUUGGUUCACCAGAAAGUGGAGCUCUUGGAGGCUUUUCUUGGUUGUGAGACCAAAAACAAGUAUGAGAUCAAAAACAGCAUGGGCCAAAAGAUCUUCAGUGCCAAGGAGGACACAAACUGCUGCAACAGGAACUGUUGUGGCCCAAUGAGGCCCUUUGACCUUCUGAUCAAAGAUCACAAUGACCGGGAAGUCAUCCAUUUGAUCAGACCUUUCCGGUGUGCGUCCUGCUGCUGCCCCUGCUGUCUUCAAGAGAUAGAGGUCCAGUCACCACCAGGAACUACAAUUGGCUAUGUGGUCCAGGAUUGGCACAUGUUCUUACCCAAACUGUCAGUCCUCGGGCCUUCGAAGGAAAACCUGAUGAAAAUAGAGGGACCAUGCUGUGCCAUUAGCUGCUGUGGGGAUGUAGACUUUGUGCUAAAAGGUAAGGAUGACCAAGCCAUUGGGAAGAUUAGUAAACAAUGGAGUGGACUGGUGAAGGAGGCGUUCACUGAUGCAGACAACUUCGGAAUCACAUUUCCCCUCGACCUCGACGUAAAAGUGAAGGCUGUGUUGCUUGGGGCUUGUUUUCUACUCGAUUUCAUGUUUUUCGAGUAUACGAGGGACAGUGGACAGCGAUGCAGUGUCUUUGGGUGAAGCCACACAGAAGUGGCGCCAGAGCAGGGGUGUCCCUCUCUGGCUCUUGAAAGACGGAACUCUUCCAAGGAUACCUCUCCUAGCGCUUCUGACAACCUGACACACCUUAUGCGCACUUGCCAUGCUCUGCCCUCUCUUCCCUCCUCUACCUCCCUCCUCUCCACCUCCCUCUCUCUCCUCUAUCUCCUCCUACCAUUUUCUCCACCUACCACACUUUGACUAGUACUUAUAAUGUAGGCACUCCUAUUCUCAGUACUAGUAUUGACAGAUACAGUGGUAAUUCCUAGCUACGGUCUCCUCUACACUGUAGCUUAUGUUAUCCUAUUGCUGUAAGGAUAAAAGUGUCUGCCAAAUGAAUGAAUGUUAAUGUGGAAGAAAUCCUAUAUUUGUUGUGCACUGGUGAAAGCGUUGUUGCUAAAAUUUUUCUAAUACAAAUUUCUUUGGUAAUAAUAUGUGCUUUAUUUUUUAUAUAAAGACAACAAAUGUUAUGCAGUACCAGUUUAGUUUUGUUUAUACAAUCUUAAUUAUUAAUGUGUGAAUAUUUGAUCUCUGUUCUGAUGACCUUUUUUGUACUGGUAAACUGUUAAAAUCAGCUCAUUAAUGUUGAUAACUUGACAACUUCUUAAAUGAUUAAACUUGGUCUUUGUGAGUGGCAACAAGGAUGCAAUGUCAGCCUGUCCUUUACUGCAAGGCAAAGAGGGCCCAACAGACUUUUAAGUUAAACAGCUUACCGUUCCUUUGUUUUCUGAUUAUUACAAAAAAUUAUAACCUAUAUCUUGAAAUGGCCAUAACUGUAUAUUUGGUAAUUUGAGUAAGCAUAUACCAAAGCAAUAAUGUUUUUCUGAAGUUCACCAAAAAGACCAACAAAUAUGUACACUGUGGGCAUAAAGUGUUUUAUUCUUGUAUUAAGAAUAUAAAUAGAUAAACCUGCUAUUUAGAUAUUUCAGUAUACCUCCUCUGCUCAAGACAAUGUGUAGUAGAUAGACCUGCUGUGCGCUUAUAAAAUCAUGUGUGUGAACACAGAUGUCUCUUUGGAAAUGUCUCUAUGGAGACUAACAGGGCAAAGGUUACGGAUCCCUGUGUUCUUUUAUUAUGACAUUAUCCAGCCUGGAUACACAUUCUGGUGGUGGUUUGUGUGUUUGUAAAGCUGACCUAGAGGAAAAGGCUAAUAUCCUUUGGAGAUAUUGGUGUCAGAUAUCUGAAAUAAACAGCAUUCUAGCCUCUA
Messenger RNA from Alosa alosa (allis shad), 2077 nucleotides. It is a transcript of the gene plscr3a, whose product is annotated as phospholipid scramblase 3a. The transcript is spliced from 7 exons. Gene Ontology annotation, molecular function: phospholipid scramblase activity. The coding region runs from base 154 to 852 and encodes 232 amino acids. Gene Ontology annotation, biological process: plasma membrane phospholipid scrambling. Gene Ontology annotation, cellular component: plasma membrane. NCBI's taxonomy places the organism in Eukaryota, Metazoa, Chordata, Actinopteri, Clupeiformes, Clupeidae. The record is from RefSeq and is a predicted model, not a curated record.